Molecule: messenger RNA, 3618 nt
Organism: Micromonas commoda
Lineage: Eukaryota; Viridiplantae; Chlorophyta; Mamiellophyceae; Mamiellales; Mamiellaceae
Exons: 3
Coding region: 1-3618 (1205 amino acids)
Biological process (GO): protein peptidyl-prolyl isomerization; protein transport to vacuole involved in ubiquitin-dependent protein catabolic process via the multivesicular body sorting pathway
Molecular function (GO): ubiquitin binding; phosphatidylinositol binding; peptidyl-prolyl cis-trans isomerase activity
Source: RefSeq, a predicted model, not a curated record
AUGAACGCCGCGUUAUCCGGCGCCGCCCUCGGCGCGCGUCUUCCCGCGAUUCGCGCGUCGAAAACCUUCGGGCGGCGCGAGGGGUCCGUGUCGCCAAUCCAAACUCGAAUCUCAGCCCUCGAAACGGCGCAUCACGGCAGGGUCACCGAGAGCACCCCUCCGCCGCCGCCGCAUGUUGAGAAAACCGUGCGCGUCGGCGUCGCUCGCGUUCCGUCCGACAUCUACGCCGCGAACAAGGUCGCCCCCGACAUCGCCGCCGUCUCGAGACUCGGCGCCGGCGAGAUCUCGGAUCCGAGGCUGCUGCUGCGCAGAGCGCUGCCGUUCGUCCUGCCGGAUUCGCACCCGCUCGCCCGCGUCGAGGACUCGCUCAUGGAGCACGCCGGCGAGGUGAAAACCCGCGGCAUGGGCUCGCGCUCCAUCUCCAACGAGGCGCUCGUGGAGAACCUCGAGGCGCAAGCCGCGCCGGGCCGGGGCCAAAGAGCCUCUUUAGCCGCCAGACGAGCCGUCGCGACGAUCAGAUCCGAACGUGACGCCCUCGUCUCGUUCGCCGUCGCCGCCGGCAACGGCGCCGUCGCCGACGACAUCGUCGCCGAGCUCGACGACGUCCUCCAGUCCAUCGUCGACCGGUCCGAGGCGACGACGACCGCCGAGACGACCGAGCGCCAAUCCGAGAAGAAGCUCGAGCUGGACUUUGAGCGCGCUUUGCUGCUCGUCGCGAGGCUGCAGGCGUGCGGCGCCGACGCGCCCGCGUUUCCCGUCCCGCCGAGGGACUCGCCCGUCCCCGGCGCCCCGCCCGGCGUCGUCAUCCCGCGCGACGCGAUGCCCCUCAACCGCCGCGCGUGGGUCGAUCUCACGGUACGUAAGGCGAAGACGGGGGAGAAAAUCGUCGUUCGCGUCGCCGUUGACGGCUUCAACGCCCCUUACGCCGCGGGUCGGUUCAUGCAGCUCGCGGAAACCAACGGGUUUAAACGAAUCGACCGAGCCGACGGCUUCAUCGUGGCGUUCGGCGAGGACGUCGGCACCCCUCGGCACCCCUCGGCCUCAACGCCCCUGCCGCUCGAGGUGAAGCUCGCGGAUGACGGCAAGUCGGAGCCUCCGCUCUACGGCGUGAGCGUCGACGACGCCGGGGCGAGGAACGCUCGCGUCGAGCUCCCGUUCAACGCGUACGGCACCCUCGCCAUGUCGCACUCGGCGGACGACGUCAACGACGGCGCGACGCAGUUCUUCUUCCUGACGAAGGAGAGCGAGGUGACGCCCAGCGGGACAAACGUGCUCGACGGUCGGUGGAGCGUGGUCGGGUACGCCGUGGACGGCGCGGAGGGGCUGGCGGACUUGAACGCGGGCGACGUCAUCGAGUCCGUGCGCGAGACGAAACGCAAAAAAACCGUCGAUGGCGGUCUGUCGGUGCCCGAUUUGGCACUCCGAAUCUCGCGCGGUGGAUUCUUCCAGGUCCCUUCCAUCAAGUCCCGGUGCCUGGGCGAAGAGGCGCGCAGAGGGACGUCGCACGGCCGCCCCGAGCGCGACGCACCGUGUCUAUCGGCAGGCACAACCGCCACAGGCGCGAGCCGCCGGAGAGUCGCGCGGUGUCGAGCGCGGGGAGGAUGGUCUCCAGCCUGUUUCGCUCGGAUAAGUCCGGCAACCCCGCCUACAUCCUCGUCGAGAAGGUGCGCGAUCCGGACCCUGACGGCCACCAGCGAUGUCCUCAGGGAGCCCGACUGGGGCGUCAACGUCGACAUGUGCGACCUGGUCAACUCCAACUUUCACCGCUACGGCAAGGACACCGUCAAGGCGCUGCGAUUGAAGCUCCAGAAGAAGACCAAGCCGCAGACGCAGUACUUGGCCCUCGUCGCGCUGGAGAUGUGCAUGAAGAACUGCGGGGUCAUGUUCCACGCCAAGGUGAUCGAGAAGGCGUGCCUGGACGAGACCACGAAGUGCGGCGCGCAACGGGGGGGCGACGCGCGCGUCAAGCAGAAGGCUCUCGCCCUCGUCCAGGAGUGGGCGCUGCAGCUCCAACUGCCGCAGUACAGAGCCGCGUUCGACGAACUGCGCCGAAAGGGCGAGCGCUUCCCGCCCACGGAGCUCACGUCCGCCGAGGUGACCCCGAUGUACACCCCGCGCCCGAACCGCGUGGACAUCGUCGAGCAGAGGCUCGCGCAGAUGGACCCCGCCGACGCCGCCGCCGUCAGAGCCGCCGUCGCCGAGGCGGAGGCGGAGGUGGAAGCGGAGGAGCGCCGAAUGGGGACGCGAUCGCCGAGGGUGUCAAACGGGUUUGCGACGUCGCCGGGCGGCGGGUCGACGCCCGUGGGGUCCCCGCCGGGGACCCGGGGGUUUCGGGUGGGAUCGCCGCCCGGAUCGAGCGCGCGACCCGCCGCGCCCCCCCGGGGCUACGAGGCUCUCGACGAGGACGAGCCUUUCCACGGAACCGCCGAGCGGAACGGAACCGCCGAGCGGACGUACUCGGACGGCAACCCGUACGGCACCGCCGGGGGUGGGCACACGUCAAACCCGACGCCGCGCAGCCACCACGCCCACUACCCGGUGAGUCACCGGCCGGAGCUCCAACCGCCUGCCGCGGAUGCGUCUGCGCUGGGCGACGUCACGUCGCCCGACGCGGUGAAGAAACUUCACGAAGAUCUCGACGUGGCUUCCAAUACGGUGAAGGUUCUCCGGGACAUGCUCGGAGAGGUGGACGUGGUGACCUCUCCCGAGGCGCUGAACGACCCGACGAUCGACGAGCUCUCGGAGCAGUGCGCGCAGAUGCGCCCCCGCGUCGUCUCGCUCGUGCAGAGCGUCGCCGACGAGUCGCUGCUGAUGAAGGCGCUGAGCCUCAACGACGAGCUGUCGGAGGUUGCGCAGAAGCGGGACGCGCUGAGGGCGGCGGCGUCCGCGGACAGGGACACGCGCGCGGCGAUCGUGGCGUCCAUGCGCGAGGAGGAGGCGGCGGCGCAGCGACACGCGUCGGCCGGAGACGCCUCCGGAGGGGCUCCGGUUGGCAACCUCGUGGAUCUCCUCGGCGGAGUCUCCGUCGACCCGGGCACCGACGCCCGCCCGGGGAAGGACAAGGCGGCGCCGGGACGUGCGGCGGCGGCGGGACGUGCGGCGGCGGCCGAUCCCUUCGGGCUGGCGGCGGCUGACGCGCCGGUCGACCCGUUCGACGUGUCGGUCACGGUGGGCGACGGCGGAAACGUCCGGGGGAGACCGGGCGCUUCCAACCCCUUGGACGAGCUCCUCGCGCCCCCGCCGCCCCCCCCGCAGGUGUACGACCCGUUCGCCGCCUCCGCCGGCGUCGACCCCGCGUCGACGCCGCCGGCGGGCGGCUCGCACCAACCGGCGAACUAUUACCCCACUGUCGCUGGAACGGCGAGGGGGGGCGGUGCGGUGUCCGAUCCUUUCGCGAGCGCCAACCCGUUUGCGAGCCGUCCGCCGGGGGCUUCGCCCAUGGGCGCCAUGAGCGUCAACCCGUUGUUUCAGGCGCAGCAGCAGCCGCAGCAACCGGCGUCGAGCGGGGGUAUGGGUUCGCUGCCGCCGGCGAUUGGCGCGUCGCAGGCGCCCUACGAUCCGUUCGCCGCGUCGCCGCCGCCGCAGCAGCGGGGGGGAAGCAACCCCUUCGCGCGCUGA